Molecule: messenger RNA, 1290 nt
Organism: Colletotrichum karsti
Lineage: Eukaryota; Fungi; Ascomycota; Sordariomycetes; Glomerellales; Glomerellaceae
Product: taurine catabolism dioxygenase
Exons: 6
Coding region: 1-1290 (429 amino acids)
Molecular function (GO): oxidoreductase activity
Source: RefSeq, a predicted model, not a curated record
AUGGCUGCUGUGACAUCUGGGAUCAUUCCACAGAGCGGUCUUCCCGCAUCAGCUUUGGAGAGCUGGGAGAGAAGCAACGACAACGUUCCCCUCUUUGAGCCUUUCGACGUUCCUGGUCGACAGGACACGGCCAGCUUCGGUUUAUCGUGGUCUGCGCCGUUUCCGCUGGGUCUCAAGGCAACCAAGUCUCUAGGAUUAGAGGAGAGCAUUGAAGCCAUCAUCAGAAUAUCUCAAUCCGGCUACCUGGGCCGUUUGAUCAAGCAUCAUGGCGGGGCAGUUUUGAUUCGCGGCUUGCCCAUCGAGACUCCAAAUGACUACAGCAAGGUUGCUCAUGCUCCCCCCGAGCUGCCUAUUUGGCCACAUAGCGAGUACGGGUGGUCAACAAUCAACCCGGCAUGGCUGACCUUUAGCGCCCUUCAACUUCCCGACUCGGGUGGCGCAACCCCAAUCACCUCAGCCAUCUACAUUGCUCAUGAGCUGUCGCGUCAGGCACCCGAGUUUCUCUCGCACCUGCUGAACAAGGGAGUGAAGUAUGUCUAUCGAUACACGGUCAACCCACUCGUCUCCAAUACGGGAACGAGCGUGCGUGGUGCAUACGGACAGGAGGUCACAGACGAAGACGACGAGGCGACAGCCAAGGAGAAGAUCGAGAGUGAAGUACGCCGCCAUAGCGAACGCUUUGAGUGGCACGAGGACGGCAGCUUAAGCGUGACACACAUUGUUCCGGCCAUUCGCACCCACAACCCGACUGACGCGACGGUCUUCUUCGGGAACGUCACUUCCGCCUGGGGGCGCAGCAGACAUCAUGGUGCGACGAGGCCUCCGUUCCGCGGCGACGACGGGUCGUAUCACCCGCCACCGACAUACGGGGACGGCACGCCGAUUGACGUCGAGGACUUGGACCUGUUGCUGAAACUUGCGGAAGAGGGUGCCGUGGAUGUCGAGUGGGAGAAGGGAGACCUGGUGCUUCUCGACUCAGGUGUUGUCACCGCCGGCGGCGACAACCGUGGAAAGCGCAAAGGCGGAGGCAACACAAGCACCAGCAGCACCAGCAACGACUCAAGCAGCCGCCGCCCCGGCUACGACUCAAGCACCUGCACCAGCAGCUCCCGCGACAACACAACAGCCAGCAGCAGCAGCUCCCACCUCGUCUCCGAAGCAGGAACAACAACAGCAACCGGCGCAGACGCCAGCUCCAGCAGCUCAAGCACCCGUGACAACGAAGGCGCCUGCUCAGCAACCUCAAAAGACCACGGCGGCCCCUGCUGUCAACCCUCCGGCCAUCAGUAG